Messenger RNA from Diprion similis, 4565 nucleotides. RefSeq lists its product as uncharacterized. The coding region runs from base 777 to 3734 and encodes 985 amino acids. The transcript has 4 exons. The record is from RefSeq and is a predicted model, not a curated record. Gene Ontology annotation, biological process: regulation of transcription by RNA polymerase II. Lineage: Eukaryota; Metazoa; Arthropoda; Insecta; Hymenoptera; Diprionidae. Gene Ontology annotation, molecular function: RNA polymerase II cis-regulatory region sequence-specific DNA binding; protein binding; DNA-binding transcription factor activity.
GAUACACCAACUCCAGUAGUGGUGAGUGGCGGUGGAGAGGGGGCCCGAUAUGGGAGGAGUUCUUUUUGUGUUUCCGAGAGAGGCUGCAAAGAGUAGAGGAGGACUGCUGCUCACCUGAGGUAGGUACACUCAGGUGGCAGUUGCCCUGUCGCGAGGCAUACCGUGUUGGCGGCUCUUCGGGACUUCAAUCCCCAGCUCACCGCUCCGUUCUGAACACUCCUCUCUACCCGAUGUGUGUGUACCACGUGCGCGAUGUCCUUUUCAAGUGCCGCAACCCUUAUGGCUGGACGAGUUACUGUCCAUAGAUUAACGUGAAGGGACGACUGAACCGGAAAGUAGAAUAACUUAAACUGUAUCGAGGAAUGACAAGCGAUUCUUUACAUUUGUCAAAAUACCACUGCGGCUCGAUUGAACUUUUCAGAUUAGCUAUAGUGAUGGUGUUGUCUAUGUUGAUACUGUAAUCGAAGUCAACUUGACAGUGGCUGUGUUAAUGGGAACUAGAAGCAGUGCUCAGCUGUGUAUUUAGUUUUUUUGUUUUUUUAUUUUAUCAUCCUCAGCUUCUGGAAGUUACUGUUUUUUCAAAGUGAGCUAUAUACAUCACAAUUAGAAAUUACAGUCUGGAACGUUCGAACCGAAGAACGGAUUUAAAAUGACUUUGAACCGGCCACCGUCUGGCCUCAUCCACGAUACCCAGCCACCUUCACUCAUCGACAGAUUCCUGUCAGCUGGAUUAAAUCAUAACUAGUGUUCAAGCGUUGUACACGACCCGUGUAACAAUGAUGGGGGAACUAAUUCGCGUGUCCGGAAGAGCUCCAGACGUCGCUGAAUUCCUUCGGGAAGCUAUGGUGUCCCAAAGAUUUGCCGAUGUUGCCCUCUGCUGUCCGGGUGGUCAGAGAUUUCUAGCCCACCGCCUUGUACUUUCGGCUGCCAGCCCCUACCUUCAAGAGGUCUUGCUAGCGCACAGCAAAUCGGCAGGAUUGUGCGAGCCAAUAACAGUAAUACUGGCCGAAGUGGAAGGACCUGAAUUGGCGGCAAUUUUGGGUCUGAUCUACACGGGAAACGCGGCCAUAGCGAGACCGAGAUUAGACGCGUUUUUGAGGGCGGCGCAAACGCUUCGCGUCAACCUCCCUCCGCUGCCGGAAAUGAUGACGUGCACGGAUGACUGUAAACCGGAAGAUAUAAAAGACGUGAAGUUGAACACGACUUAUCUUCAAUGUCAUCAAUACCCUCUGCUUUCGUACAGAGACUGGUUUCAGCAACACGAAACGAAUAUCCACUCGUACAACUCCUUAUACGAUGCGGGGCGUCACCGCUACGUCAAGUCCCACGAGGUUUCGGAAAACCCGAAAAUCUACCCUCCUCAAGAUUCCAAGAUAGAAACAAACCACCCAAAAAGUCCAGACGUUCGCAGUGAAAACUUCGCAUCGAAACGACCGGACAAACCAGACGCGCAACUCGAUACGAGAUACGGCUUGGACCCGAAGCUCGACCUUGAGUCAAUUCAGAAAAGGAACGGGCAAUCCGAAGUAGAGAAGAUGUCACCCGCCAUGACAGGCUCGCCGAAAGGACAUCCGGAAGCCGUUGUCAGGCCGGCGGACGGCUGUCCAGCAGAAGCGACUGCCAUGAACCUGUGCAAGAUAUCGAGGAACACUGAUGUGCACCAAGUCCUAACUGAAGUUGACGAUAAUGUCCGAGCUUCCAGGUUUGGAGAACGACUUACGGGUGUUGAAAACGUGGCGAAUUGUUCGACCAAUUAUACGACGGCAAAAGGAUCCUUCACGACAACUGACCGGCAGGUGACACGCUCAACGCAAUUGACUGACACGAGGAGAGUUUCGUUGCACGGUGAAAAAGAUAGACCAUCGUUCCCGAUGUCAGGUGAAAAAAGUCACGGAUCUCCGAGUAAAAAUUUGGAGAGCUUGUUCGAUCUCAGGGUCCCUUCGUUGCAUGAAUCCGGACAUGCGGAGUCUCCGACCAUCGGGAAGUUUGGCUACGUUCCAGGUGAACAAGGCACCGUAUGCAGAGAUGCCUGUUGCAAGUGGAGACCACCCAGGAAACACGUGGCUAAUCACGUCACGGCUUCCCCGUGGCGGCAACUGACAAGACCCCAUCAUUCCCCGAAGAUACAACCGAUAGUGAUGGUUCAGAAUCAUACUGGCAAUUGUGAGCCAAAUGGAAGAUUGCAGCGGCUCUUGUCGUCGGAGGUAACCCGAAUAGAACCAGCAAUACCUCCAGGAUGUCAGCCCGUCGUAAACGAUCAGUACCCUAGGCCGGUUGAGAGCACCAACGGGUUUCCAGCUUUUGAGGUUCCUAACACUACGAAUAUCCCGUAUCCGAACGAAAUCGAGCUGCUGCGAUUGAAAGAGAGGAAAUUGGAGGAAUUCUACAGAGCGCAAAUGCUCUUCCCUGGCCCUCAGCCAAUCAGACCGUCUCCGGUCAGUUUCGGGGUCAACCCGACUUACUACCAGAAUCAAAACUCUCCAUCUACGCUGCCGCCUCCAUGUGUUCCCAUACAUCCCACCCCAGUGCCAGGUCUCACAGCCGGGAUUCCCAUCACCCUACCAACCGUCCAACCCCGUCCAACCGUCGAAGUUAGUCAAACUUCUCUACCACCCAACGGUAAACCGGAACUAUCUCAUCCGGUCAGCCGGCUUUGCGAUUCCAUGAGGGACAACGAACCGCAAACUAAUCACUCCACAAAUUUAACCAUGAGCGUUGAAGAGGAACCACGAACCUUCUGCACUCUGGGAGAAAAGAUCAGCAAUUCGAUUGAUCAAAGUGACUCGAAUAAUAACAAUCCCUCGGUCGCUGACGGAGGACAAGGUCGCGGUAUUACGGAAUCCCAGCUUACCGUCGACGAUCACCGCUGCGAACAGUGCGGAAAAACCUUUGUCACGAGAGCCUCUUUGAAAGUUCACGCACGUACCCACUCCGGCGAGAAACCUUUCCAGUGUUCGGACUGCGGCAAGCAGUUCUCCCAGCUGCGCAACUAUAAAUAUCAUCGUAGCGUCCACGAGGGCACCAGAGAGUUCGCAGCAACUUGCCCCGAGUGCGGAAAGUACUUUAACGAUAGAGGAUACUUGAGUUCGCAUAUGAAAAUCCAUAGGAAUCGUAAGGAGUACGCGUGCGGUGAAUGCGGGAAGAGCUUCAAUCAGAGAGUGGCGUACAACAUGCACGUGAGGAUUCACACGGGCGUGAAGCCACACCAAUGUGAGCAGUGUGGCAAAGCCUUCUCGAGGAAAAUGCUAUUGAAACAACACUUGCGCACUCACUCCGGGGAGAGACCGUACCAGUGUCAAGUUUGUCACAAGGCCUUCGCCGACAGGUCCAACAUGACCUUGCACACCAGAUUGCACUCCGGACUGAAGCCUUACCAAUGCACCCUGUGCUCCAAAGCGUUCACCAAGAAGCAUCACCUCAAAACUCACCUGAAUUACCACACCGGUACCAAACCGUAUUCAUGUCCGAACUGCGGCCUCAGGUUUUCGCAGAGCAGCAACAUGCGGACGCACUUCAAAAAGUGCGCGGUAAAUAAUCCGAAUUCUAAUCAAGUCAGUCCCACCGCCGACGGAGGUGCUGGUCAAAGUUCACGGGAAAUCAAAUCAGCUCUCACUACCUUAAAUGGCGUCGAUCCAAGAACGCCAUCAGCCGAUCUUACACCGCCUAACUCUGACCAAGAAUCUAGCGUCCUAACACCGUUAUCCUCUAGGAGCUUACCGUUAGAGAUUACUUAAACGUAGUGAUUUUUGAAAACGGUGAUUGAUCUUACAUCGUGGUUUACGGUACUCCUUUGAAAUCCGCAAUCCAGUUUCAACAUCCGUCCUAAAUCAUUUUAUAGGUAUACUUGUUUGAAAAUAAUAGGAAUUGUAUGUAUAUGUAACAUACAAAAAUUAGGUAGAUAUUUCAUUAUCAUGACCGCGAGUAAUCCUACUACAUGUACGAGCGGGACAAUGAAGAGAUCGAAAUUCGAGAAUCACCUUCGAUUUCAAAUUACCGUAAGGAAGGUCAUGAGUCAUAAAUUUCGUCUCAGUGUCGCCUUCUCAACACGAUGCUCGCGUUUCUCGAUAACUCACUUUCUCACAGUUCGUAUGGUAAGAUAUCACGAUAAACUCACGCCUGCAAGCUGUGAGCAUGAUCCGAUUGAUGCAAUAUUCUUUUCUUUGAUGUGUCUUCGAAAGUCAGAUUCACAAAGUCAAAAUUAACUUUACCUAGAGAUACGUUACAAAUUUAACUAUAUCUUCAGAGUAUGAUUCACGGGUUGCGAAAAAUUUACCCGAUUCCUGCAACAUAGGAGGCUAUUUAUUAUGUAUGUCACGUUACUGGGAAUCACAAAACGUAACGAUAAUUACACAGACAUGUUCGGCACAUCGUUUCGAAUCAACGAUAUGACGAUUAUUUAAAUUAUAGAUAUAUACUAAUAUAUAUAUAUAUUACCAUGUACAGUCCGUGUAUAAGUAUAGCUGUAAGAUGUAUGAAUUGUGCAAAUUAUGUAAUAUAUUAUAUUCCAAGCAAAUUUUAAUAUAUUUCAAUCAAACCAUCCACACAGACGUUUCAUACGCAACGUU